AGACACACACACCAGCAGCUACACCUACAUGCUAACUAUCACAGGCACACAGAGGCACAUCUGCCUCACAUCCACCUCAUACUUGUGUAUUUUCAGAGUUCUGUCUUUCAUCCUAUACCUCUCUGAUCUGUGCCUCCCAAUACCUUCCAAGAUGUUUACAAAGACCCUUCUCCCUGUGCAGUUAGGAGUGUAAGGCAAGAGAACCCCUAUUUCAUGGGGCAGAUCAAGAGCUGAGACCAAAGAUGGUCUAUGUUGCUGACCUUGUCCAGUCCUCCUACUUUCUUAGCUAUGAUCCCUGCUGUGAUCACUGAAGUCUUUCCCUGUGAGCAGCGGUGUGUGCCAGCCAGCCGUCCCUCUGCCUGCCCACUCAGUGGCAACUCCCUGGAGCUGUUCUGUCCUUUGUGGAGCCUCAGCAGUUCCCUCUUUCAGAACUUGCUGCCAAGAGCCCUGAACAGGAGCCACCAUGCAGUGCUUCAGCUUCAUUAAGACCAUGAUGAUCCUCUUCAAUUUGCUCAUCUUUCUAUGUGGUGUGGCCCUGUUGGCAGUGGGCAUCUGGGUGUCAAUCGACGGGCCAUCCUUCCUGAAGAUCUUCGGGCCGUUGUCGUCCAGUGCCAUGCAGUUUGUCAACGUGGGCUACUUCCUCAUUGCAGCCGGCGCUGUGGUCUUUGCUCUUGGUUUCCUGGGCUGCUACGGUGCUCAGUCUGAGAGCAAGUGUGCCCUCAUGAUGUUCUUCUUCAUCCUCCUCCUCAUCUUUAUUGCUGAGGUUGCAGCUGCUGUGGUCGCCUUGGUGUACACCUCAAUGGCUGAUCACUUCCUGACCUUGCUGGUAGUGCCUGCGAUCAAGAAAGACUAUGGCUCCCAGAAGGAUUUCACUCAAGUGUGGGACAGCACCAUGGAAGGGCUCAAGUGCUGUGGCUUUACCAACUACACGGAUUUUGAGGGUUCACCCUACGUCAAAAAGAACAAUACCUUUCCCCCAUUCUGUUGCAAUGACAUCACCAACACAGCCAAUGAAACCUGCACUGAAGAAAAAGCUAAGAACCAAGCAGUACAGGGUUGCUUCAAUCAGCUUCUGCAUGACAUCCAAACUAAUGCGGUCACCGUGGGUGGUGUGGCAGCCGGAAUUGGGGGCCUAGAGCUGGCUGCCAUGAUUGUGUCCAUGUAUCUGUACUGCAAUCUGCAAUAAGUCCACUUCUGCCUCUGCCACUACUGCUACCACAUGGGAACUUGGAAGAGGCACUCUGGCAAGAAGCAGCGACGUGGGGAGGGGACAGUAUCUAACAAUGUCACUUGGCCCAGAGUGGACCUGCCCUUUCUGCUCCAGACUGGGGGCUAGAUAGGGAUCACUCCUUUUAGGUAGUGCCUGUCUUUCCUUCCAUUGGUGGAUGGGUGGGUGGGGCGCAUUCCAGAGCCUCUAAGGUAGCCAGUCUUGCCCAUUCCCCCAAUCUAUGAAACGCUUGAUAUGUCCCCUAGGGCAAGUGGGGGCUCUUCGUGAUCCCAGUGCACUACUGGGGGAUGAGAGAAAGGCAUUUUAUAGCCUGGGAAGAAGUGAAAUCAGCAGAGCCUGGGCAGAUGUGUAGAAGGCACUUCAAAAUGCAUAAACCAGUUGCAAUGUUGCCAA
Sapajus apella (tufted capuchin) is the source of this 1621-nucleotide messenger RNA. RefSeq names its product tetraspanin 1 (gene TSPAN1). Gene Ontology annotation, cellular component: membrane. The record is from RefSeq and is a predicted model, not a curated record. NCBI's taxonomy places the organism in Eukaryota, Metazoa, Chordata, Mammalia, Primates, Cebidae. The coding region runs from base 464 to 1186 and encodes 240 amino acids. The transcript is spliced from 9 exons.